Messenger RNA from Anopheles coustani, 1649 nucleotides. RefSeq names its product phenylalanine--tRNA ligase alpha subunit (gene alpha-PheRS). The record is from RefSeq and is a predicted model, not a curated record. NCBI's taxonomy places the organism in Eukaryota, Metazoa, Arthropoda, Insecta, Diptera, Culicidae. Bases 81 to 1568 code for a protein of 495 amino acids. The transcript is spliced from 2 exons. Gene Ontology annotation, molecular function: ATP binding; phenylalanine-tRNA ligase activity; tRNA binding. Gene Ontology annotation, biological process: phenylalanyl-tRNA aminoacylation. Gene Ontology annotation, cellular component: cytosol; cytoplasm; phenylalanine-tRNA ligase complex.
UCGUAACCGUGUGGCAUCGAUCAUUGCCUUGUUGGUACUUCUUGUUAUCGACGAUUGGUCAUUUUUCGUGAACUGCUACAAUGCUGGAUAUUCCAGAACGCAUUUUGAAGUACAUCGAAGAUCAUGGGGACGUUGAUACGCUCGAUCUCGCCGCAGUGCUUGGGGAGGAUCAUCAGAAAAUCAUCGGUGGAGUGAAAAGCAUUGAGGCAACCGGUGAACUUAUCCUCAGCCAACCCAGCACGAGAAAGUCCUGGAAAUUGACCUCUGAAGGGGAACAUAUUUUGGAACACGGCAGCCAUGAGGCCAACAUUUUCAAGGCAGUUCCUGCCGCAGGAACAACGCAAGCCGAACUCAUGAAGAGCGGCAAGAACCCAAAGGCUGGAUUCAGUAAGGCGAUGUCCAAUGGUUGGAUCUACAUCGAUAAAUCUGGCGGAGCGCCCUUGAUUAAACGCAAAGUGGAAACCAUCGACGACGAGGUACACGCGCAUGUGAAGGCCAUCGCUGAAGGGAAAGAGUCCUCCGUGUCCGAUAGCGUGAAGAAUGAGUACAAGAAGCGAAAGAUUCUGGAGGAAAGCGUCACGAAAAGCUUCAUACUUUCUAAAGGACCUGAAUUUGCAACCACGCUGAAAAAACUGGAAACCGAUUUGACCGUAGAAAUGUUGGCCAGCGGUCUGUGGAAAGAUUUGAAGUUUAAGGCGUACAACUUCGAUGCUCUCGGUGCACCGCCGGGUCGUGGGCAGCUACACCCGCUGAUGAAGGUACGAACCGAGUUCCGGCAAAUAUUCCUCGAGAUGGGCUUUUCCGAAAUGCCAACGAACAACUUUGUCGAAUCGAGCUUCUGGAACUUUGACGCGCUAUACGUACCGCAACAGCAUCCAGCCCGAGACCAGCAGGAUACGUUCUUUGUUUCGCAUCCACAAAUGAGUGAUAAGUUUCCUUUUGCGCUGUUAGAUGCUGUGCGAGAUUCGCACCAGCGAGGAGUAGAUGGAUCUAUCGGCUAUCGGUACAAAUGGAAGCAAGCAGAGAGCCAAAAGAACGUGCUACGGACGCACACGACCGGCGUUAGUGCUCGCAUGCUGUACAAGGUAUCCAACCAACCGGGUGGGUUUAAGCCAGUCAAGUACUUUAGCAUAGACAAGGUGUUCCGCAAUGAAACACUGGACGCUACCCAUCUGGCCGAGUUUCACCAGGUGGAAGGAGUGGUGGCUGAUUACGGAAUUACGCUGGGCGAUCUUAUAGGCACUUUCAAUGCGUUUUUUAACAAACUCGGAAUCACCGAGCUGGAGUAUAAGCCAACUUUUAAUCCCUACACCGAACCGUCGAUGGAAAUAUUCUGCUUCCAUCCGGGUCUAAGCCGUUGGAUUGAGGUGGGCAACUCUGGCGUGUUCCGCCCGGAAAUGCUUCAACCUCUCGGUGUUCCAGCGGGCGUUAACGUUAUUGCCUGGGGUUUGUCACUCGAACGACCAACCAUGAUAAAGUACGGUCUCAACAAUAUCCGUGACCUUAUUGGACCGAAGGUAGAUUUGAAGAUGGUGCAAGACGGACCAAUUUGCCGUAUGAAUUGUUAAACGGUAUUUACACUAAGCAAAACCAUUUCAACAAUAAAUUCCGCAUUAAAAACAACGAUUUUUCAAUCAACUAGCGAGAGU